AUGGCGUUAGAAAAUUCGCACGAGAAAAUCUUGAACAUAAGUAUCGUUGGCGGUGGACUGGUGGGGUCGUUGGAAGCUCUUUAUCUGGCGAGAAGAGGCCACAAUGUGACACUAUACGAAUAUCGAGAAGAUAUACGAAAGACGCCACACGUGAGAGGUAGGUCAAUAAACCUGGCAUUAUCUGUGCGAGGGCGCAGGGCGCUCAGAGAUAUCGGCUUAGAAGACAUCAUGGUUAAGGAGCAUGGUAUUCCAAUGAGGUCUCGAAUGAUACACAGACCUGACGGAACAACAUACUCAAUACCUUACGACGCUAGAACCAAUCAGUGCAUUUAUUCGGUGGGAAGAAAUUAUUUGAACAGCGUGCUUCUUAAAGAGUCGGAGAAUUACAAGAACGUGCAGAGACACUUCAAUCACAAACUUAUUGAUACAAAUUUACCAAACGGUGAACUUACGUUUAUGCAGACAGACACGAAGGAUAGAGUGUCUGUGAAAGCCGAUUUGAUAAUUGGUGCUGACGGAGCAUUUUCAACUGUCCGACGAGCGAUGUUGAAGCAGCCAUUGUUUGAUUUCAGUCAGCAGUACAUAGAACAUGGAUAUAUGGAGCUGUGUAUACCACCAGGCAAAGAUGGCGGAGUAAGUAAUUGA
Molecule: messenger RNA, 645 nt
Organism: Leptosia nina
Lineage: Eukaryota; Metazoa; Arthropoda; Insecta; Lepidoptera; Pieridae
Source: the annotation of a GenBank genome assembly